GAAGCUUGCAGUGUAAAAAAUGUAUUUUCCAUCAAUUGGUUAGAGAGUGUAUUUCACCAUUCUAUUUGACAGAAACUGGGCUGAUCAAAAGAAUUUAAUGUUCAGUGAAAUAUAGGUGCUUUAUUUAUUUGCUUUUAUUUGUUGUGUUGGUCUAAGAGGACAGAUAACUCUGGUUCACACCAUAGACUGUAUAAAACUGCGUUCACACGCCAGUAGCGGGUGGCGGUAAUGCACCUUAACACUGUUUGCCACCCGCCGUAAAGCGCAAGAAAGACGAAGAAGAAGAAUAAUCACCGGAUACUCUGCUCGGCCGAUGUGCGUCACACAAAGCAGGGACCCGCGUCUGUUCGUGGGAAGAAUCCAUGUUAAGUCAGCUCCUAAUACCAUGUUUUUAAUAACCCGACAGUAAAUAUUCUGUCCAAAGUGGACUGUUUCGUAACUCGGACCACGAUGUCGGCGGACGAUUUUCAGACGAAGUACGCCUCUGUCAUGGAGAGCAUGCUCAGGAGUGCUGUCGCUGAGACGACGAAACUUUUCGAAACUAUGGUCGACGAGCUGAAGGCUGAAAUAUCCAUGAUCAAGAAGGAGAACGAGGACCUCAAAACAAGAUGCAGCCAAUUCGAAAAUGCGAAAAGCCAACCGUCCGUUCAUACAGGAGGAAGUGAGCCUCCUCCAGGACCAAUAGACGGCUCUGAGAAACGUGAUACAGCUGUUCAAUGUGACCUUGUUCCUUUCCGUACCGUGCUGGUGGAGCAAUGUCAACCAUUGAGGCAUUCAUCGUGGCAAAACCAAGAGCAGCAAUGCGGUUAUGAGGAGAUGGAGCAAUGUCUUCAAAAGGAUCAGGACUAUGAAGAGAGAAAUUCUCUGAUGCCACUUGUCAAAAAAGAAGAGGAAAUUGAACCCACUGUGGUCUGCAGGCAAGGCUUGAGUGAUAAUGCAGAUUCACCACGGGCUUUUACAUGUGGAACUGAAACAGAGGGGUUUCUCAUUAAUCAGGAAUGUUCAAAUGGAGAAAUGACCUUACCUCAAAAAGAUGAAGAGGCCCGAGUAGCCAUGGAACCACUGUGCUCGGUAAUGGAUAGCAAUUUACAAGCCCAGAAACAAUUAUCAGAACCAGGGCAUUCACAAGUCAUUUCACUCGCUGCAGUAAAAUAUGUCAUGGAAGAAGAGUCUGGUGUCAGUCUGAAGAUAUCAAAAAUGAGAACACAGGGUAAACUUGUAACAUCUGCAGAACAACCAUUGGUGGCUGCUCAGAAACUAUCAGAGGUUGAACCACAUGAAGAAAGGCAACUACCAGCGAAUGAAACGUCAAAUAAACAAAUGUAUGUUACUGUGCAACACUUCACAGAAGAACAGUCAGCAGAGACCACAGUGCUAAACAAAGUAGUAGUACAUGAAGAAUUAAAAAGUAGCUCAACAGAAAGGAAAGCUAGUUCCAGGCCUUGGUUGUCAGUAUGCCGUAGAAGAGGAAGAGGACGUCCUCCAAAGAAAGCAAAACAUCUGCAACAACCAGUGGAAGAAAUACAUCAGACACUAUUCACUGAUGUUCCAACAGACCAGGAGGUGCUCAAGGCUCCACCCACUGAAGUUUCAUCUGCAAGUGAAACUCUGAAGACCCCAUCAGCUGAGCCAGUACAAGCACCAUCAGUUCAGCAGAGAGAACGCUGCACCUCAGUAACUCUUCAGGAUGCAAUGCUACUAGUUGAAGCCAUGAAUCAGUCAACAGUGAAAAAUACAUUCUCCUCCCCACAAGGAAUGGCACCAUCACAAAUCCAGUGUGCUCCCUGUGUGGUUACCUUACAAACUGUGGAUGAGGUCCCAGCUGAGUUACUUACUCCUGGAUCCCCACCACAGACACCACCACUUCCUGUUGUAACUCAAGAAGUUGCAGUAGAUAUACAUGUAACAGAGAUGUCCACAACAACACAAUCAACAAAAGAGACACCUUGUGAUGCUUCACAGCCUACAGAUGCCACCGAAUCCAAUAAAACUCAGUCCCAACAACCGCAUGCAGGCACCCCUUCCAAUACUACUAUAUCUCUGCCAUCUUCAACUGCUGCAACUCAAACCAAUGUUGCACUUCAGCAGCACCCACUCCAUCCUCUGAUAACAUUGGCAAUGCCCAGUAAAUCACUGAGUAACACAGUCCCAAAUAAAAUAAUCGUUGUGCCAAGAUCAUCCUCACUUAUGUCACAUACCAUUGCAGCACUGUCCCCAACACAGCUUUCUACUGUUGUGUCAAAAGUUGCUAAUGCACAGAAUAAUAAUUCACUUCCAGCUUCUACAGCUGCAAGCCUUCCUGUUGGAACACCUCCCCUUUCCUCUGUUUCUCAGAAAACGAUAUAUGUUACCUCCAGGAAAUCAUAUCCUGUUGUGACUUCUCAGACAAGCACUAGUUCAACACACCAGCAGUCAGGGACCUUACCAUACCCAAAAGUAACAAUUAUAAUUCCAAGACAGGUGUCAGGUGUGGUAUCAAGGAAAAAGCAGUCACAGGAGACACUUGUUCUGACAACAAAGCAGGAGUCUGCUGAACCAGCUGCUGCUGUCAAGGUGUCAUCACCACUGUUGGUUUCUUCUUCACAGCAGAUAAGCAUUUCACAAAUGGCUUCAGAACAAGAGGCUACAACAUCGUCAGUUGGGGUAGUGCCAAUCAUUGUGUCCCCAGAGGUCCCAUUGACCACUGAACAGAAGCUCUCUGCAGUUGUCAAAUUAAGCAGGCUGCCAUUUCCGAUGUCAACUAAAGAAUCAGUCUUGAUCUCAAGACUGCUUUCAGAUGGAUCUUCGGAAGGUACCACACAAGAGAAACUGUCAUCUGUGGUCAAGUCAACACAAACAUCAAAAAAAACGAUCUCACUGUCAGAGGUGCCAGCACUAUCCACUGACUUUUGUAAAACAAUGUCAGUGGACAAUGUAAAAGAAACUUCUGUCACUGUGUCUGUAUGUGCCUCUCAGAUGUCAGAAGAGCCAAAUGAUAUUCAAGAGAAGGCAUCAUUAUCCUCUGAAACAUGCAUCAGUUUGGAUGUGGCACCUGUGAACGAUUGUGUGCAGCCAUCUACACCAUCCAAGGUCUCAGCACCAGUUUUGGAGAAAUCAGCUGUCAGCACGACUGAGUCUUCAGCUGUAUCUGGUACAGCUAUUGAACCUACUUAUAGUUUGGAUGAAGAAAUAAUCAGCAAUUCAGUGCAAGACUGUGUACUGCCAAAUGACCCAGCUAUACAAGAGAAAGAAUCAGCUACCUUCAUACAGCUAACCUCCAUCACAUCCAAAGACAUAGCUGACCCUCAUUUGCAGAUGACUAAAGCCCAGUUCCUUGCACAGUUGGCUGUGUCACCCGUAGUUCAAGCCCCAAAAAAGCUAUCUGGGCCUUCAGAACCCUUUUACUGUCAAAAGCUCAUGUGAUGCUACAGAUGAGUUUGCAUACCAGAAACUUAAGGCAUCCACGAAUGACUUUGCAGAUGCCACAACUCCUUGUGCAGAGACCAGCACUGGUGACAAGAGGAAAUUACAGAAAAAUUCCCUUGUGGCCCGACUCCGAAGUCACCUCAGAACUCACUUGCAAGCUAGAAGAACUGAAACAAAUACAGAACUUCUCAAAGAAACUGAGACCACCCCUGUAAGCCCUGAGAAACCUAGAUUGGAGAAUGUCAGUCAAAAGGAGACAAACACUCCUAGUGAACCUGUAAGUCUUAAUAAGCUGCAUGUAGAUGAUGUUACAUCUCUAAAAAACAUACCUAAUGACCCCACUUCCAUUAGUCCUAGGAGAUCUGAACUAUGUAAAGAUGGUGUCAGAUCGAAGAGGACUUUUAGUGAACCAACAUCUGUCAGUUGUAGGUCAAAAUUAUCUAAAAAUAGUCCUGACCCUAAAACAGCGAAUAGUAAAUCCACUCCUGUGAGUCCUAGAAGGUCUAGUUUUGCCAGAGAUGCUGUUGACCCUGAAAAUACAAAAUCCAUUUCUGUGAGUCCAAGGAGUUCUAGUUCAACUAGAGAUGGUGGUAGCCCUAAAAAGACUAAAUUCCCUUGUGUGAGUCCUAGAAGGUCUUGCUUAACUAAAGAUGGUGCUAGCACUAAAAAGACUAAAACCACUUCUGAGAGUCCAACGAGGUGUAGUUCAGCUAAAGACAAUGCUAGCCCUAAAAAGACCCAAUCAACUUCUCUGAGUCCUAGGAGGACUAGUUCAACUAGAGAUGGGGCUGCACCUAAAAUUACAAACUCCACCUCUGUGAGUCCUAAACACUGUAGUUUAAUUAGAGAUAGUGCUAGCCCUAAAAAGACUAAAUCCACAUCUGCCAGUCCUAGAAGGUCUAGAUCAGCUAGAGAACAUGCUAGCCCUAAAAAGACCAAAUCUACUUCUGUCAGACCUAGGAAGUUGAGUUUGAUUAAAAACGGUAGUAGCCCUGAAAUGUCUUCCAGUGAAUUGACUACUGUCAGCCUUAGGAGGUACACCUUUACAAAAGAUGGUUCUAGCGCUAAACAGAUUAAAAGGGAAUCUAAUUUUUUCAGUCCUAGGAGGUAUAGCACCACUACAGAUGGUGGUGAAAUUGGCACUCUAAGUGCUAGGUGGCCUAAAUUGGCUAAAGAUGGUACCAGUCCUAGAAAGACUGGGGAAUCCACUCCUGCUAAGAGACCCAGAUUAAUUCAAGAUGGUACCAUUCCAAAAAAGUCUUUAAGAUUGGUGAAUGCCAAGAAGUUAUCUAAAGCAGCAAAAGCAAAGACACUAGCAAAAAUGAAAAACUCUAAUCAAUCAACAUUGCAGAAUGGAACAAAAACAAGUCAUUUAGCAAAGAAUGUUGACAACUGUGAGGUUGUGAAAAGAUGCACGUCUAAAGCUGUGUGGAUUCCUCCUAUAAUGCCAGUCAGCAAAACAGCUUCAGUGGGGAGAAAGAGAUCAUCACUCUUACCAAUAAAGAAAGAGACAAAUUCCCCAAGAUCCAAGAAUCAUACAGUAAUUUACCCCACUGUUAGAGGUCCACCUAUUGUAUCACCAUUACAGCCAUUAUUAGUCAUUGGUAGGUGCCUGCUCAAGAACCAGUGUGGGGAAUGUGGUCGUGUCCUCAGUAGCAGUGCUGCCCUGGAGAGCCAUGUCAGUUGCCAUACAGGUCACCGACCAUUCUCUUGCACACUCUGUGGGAAGAGCUUCCCAGACUCCAAAGGUUUUAAACGGCAUGGCAGGGUGCAUCGCAAUGGUAGGAUCCAUAUCUGCCAGCAGUGCGGGAAAGGGUUUGUCUACCGUUUCGGCCUCACCAAACACCUGCAGAUGGUGCACAGCAGAAUUAAACCUUUUGUUUGCCAGAUCUGCGGCAAGGCAUUCUUCGCAAAGCGAGAUGUGGAAACCCACAUACGGAUCCACACGGGGGAGAAACCAUUCCCUUGCAACCUCUGUGAAAAAAGAUUUGCAAGGAGAGUAGAACUGAAUGUGCAUUUGAGGUGGCAUAAUGGUGAGAAGAGACACUGGUGUCCAUACUGUGGGAAGGGAUUUUUAGAUUCCAACAACCUGAAAAGGCAUAAGUAUACUCACACUGGAGAGAAACCACAUUCCUGUCCACACUGCUCUAAGAACUUCACACAGUCAGGCCACCUGAAAAAGCAUGUUAAAAAUGUGCAUAAAAUCCAAUGAGAGAUGGACAUCCAAGAUGCCACCAUGCUCCACUGAGAACAACCUCUGUUUCUGUAUUGAGAGGUUGCAAUGUGAGAAUACUUGGUGUGGAAGGGAUUGGUUUGAAUUUGACUCAAAGCAAUGUCUUUCUAAAGCAAAUGUUAAUAGGAAAUUCCAAGCUUUUUUGAUGUUUUUAUCAGAAGAUAUCUUUUUGUUGUAUUUUUCUAGAGGCUUCAACAAAUAGUCCUAAAUUUUGGUAAAUCACUUCACUAUUUUGCUGAGAGUUACAUGUGAGGAUUUUUGCCACUCAUGGCUGUGUUAAGUAUGGAGCUGGAGCCAGGAAGCGAUUAACUUAGACUUGAAACAGCACUUCAUAACCCUACUAAUUAUCAGGGUUGCGUAAAGAGCCACUAUAAGAUAAAUAAAGAGUUUGCUGAACUGUAAAUAAUGCAAAGAUGUUCCAGAGUAGAGCCCCAGAUUAAAAAUAUAGACCUGGAAAUGUGGAUAAUAUGCCCCCUUGAAGAUAUGUUGGUAGGCAGUAGGGAUGUGCAGAGAGCCCGGUAUUUGUAUUUGUAUUUAUAUUUGUUGAUGCAGCAAAAUUAUUUAUAUUUG
Thunnus maccoyii (southern bluefin tuna) is the source of this 6208-nucleotide messenger RNA. Its product is annotated as proteoglycan 4-like. Gene Ontology annotation, molecular function: DNA-binding transcription factor activity, RNA polymerase II-specific; RNA polymerase II cis-regulatory region sequence-specific DNA binding. Gene Ontology annotation, biological process: regulation of DNA-templated transcription. The coding region runs from base 451 to 3402 and encodes 983 amino acids. The record is from RefSeq and is a predicted model, not a curated record. The transcript is spliced from 7 exons. Lineage: Eukaryota; Metazoa; Chordata; Actinopteri; Scombriformes; Scombridae.